CACACACCUAGCUACACCACACACACUUCUGUUUACAACUUCAGUGACAGAACUCAGCACUUCCAAGCUGAAGGGCAACAUGAAGAGCUUUGACAAGUCACUGGAGAUAGAAACAGAGGAGGAAGAUAAUGUCCAGAAGCAAGAAAAUAACUCCGAAGCAUCCCAUAAUAUAACGCCACUUCUGCUGGACUCAUGGAAGCCGUACAAGGGAACCCGUGCAAAUGUGAAAGAGCAGCUGUUAAAACUGAGAGAUUGUUUGGAAAGUGUCUGUGGGAUUCAGUGGUAUGGAUUCGCCGCUAUGGGCAUUUUGGCAGCUGUCCUAAGUUUCCUCAUGGACUUCAGUGUAGCGAAGCUGCUACGAGCUCAUCUGUGGCUUUAUGAGAAGCUGGAAGGCCACAUUCUGUUGCAGUUCCUCUGCUGGACACUAUACCCAGCAUGCAUCUGUGCUUUUGCCUCAACUUUCUCCCACAACAUCUGUCCCUUCUCCACAGGCUCCGGUAUACCAGAGGUGAGAACCAUGCUGUCUGGCAUUGAACUGCCUCAUUACUUGUCUCUCACUAAUAUGUUCACUAAGUUUCUGGGUCUUACCUGCACACUGGCUGCAGGCAGCACUGUUUCCCUUGGCAAAGUUGGUCCAUUUGUGCAUCUUUCCACCAUGUUAGGAGCCUAUUUGGACAGGCUUUGCAGACUCGUGCAAGGCAAAAAGAAGCAGGCAGGAACAGAGAUGAUGGUUGUAGCUGCUGCGGUUGGAGUAGCAAGCUGUUUUGGAGCGCCCAUCAGCGGUGUGCUGUUCAGCGUGGAGGUGAUGAGCUCUCACUUUGCCCUGAGGCAUUACUGCCCAUGUUUCUUCUCAGCUGCCUGCGGGGCUCUGACCUUCCACCUGCUGUCAAUAUGGAGCAGAGAUGGAGAGACUCUUCAGGCGUUGUUCAAAACCAAUUUCCCCACCGCUUCACCUUUCUUCCCACUGGAGAUCCUGCUGUUUGCUUUACUGGGGCUGCUGUGCGGAGCUGUGAGCUGCUGCUACCUCUUCUGCCACCGCUGGAUCCUAAAGUUCACCAAAACAAAUCGGGUCUUCUCUACGAUGCUGACAACAGAGAAGGGUCUGUACUCUGGUCUUGUUGUUUUCUUCCUGGCAUCGCUGACGUUUCCCCACUCUGCAGGUCAAUACCUGGCCUCUAAGUGCACCACAAAGCAGCUCCUCACUUCCCUCCUGGACAGCAGACAAUGGAGCUCUCAGUCCCACAAUGCAUCUGUGCGACUGGAGCUGGAGACGCUGGAGUGGGGCUCGUCAGGCGCCCUCAUUUUCCUGUCCUUGGCUUUCUUUCUGCUCAUGAAGAUGUGGAUGUUGGUCCUGGCCUGCACGCUGCCUCUGCCAGCGGGAUACUUCAUGCCUGUGUUUGCCUGUGGUGCAACUAUGGGUCGUCUGUUUGGUGAGGGAGUUGCCUACAUUAGCACCGGUAGAGAUGUUUCAGGACAACAGUGGACAUCUGUAAAUCCUGGAGGCUAUGCUCUUGCAGGUGCAGCUGCCUUCUCUGGUGCUGUCACCCACACUCUGUCCCCGGCCCUGCUGGCCGUGGAGUUAACAGGGCAGUUCACCCACGCUCUCCCUGUCCUCCUGUCCACUCUGCUGGCCAACGCCCUGGCACGCGCUAGGAACCGCCCGUCUUUCUACGAUGGCCUUUCUAUCAGUAAGAAGCUCCCGCACCUGCCCUCGUUGAAGAAGGCGUGUCCACAGCUUCCGUCCACACCACUGGGGCAGGUUAUGGGGGUGAAAUCAGUGCAGCUUCAGAAAGCAGCUGGGCCAGCAGAGGUUCAGUCUGCUGUCAGCAACAGCAGUGAAGCACGAAUCCCUGUGGUGGACACACACGAGUCGCAGGUUUUUCUGGGCUCCGUUCUGCGGUCGGAGCUGCUGCUGUUCCUGCAUCGCUGUCAGACUCAGCGCAUGGAGGGACGACUGGACGAGGUAUGCAGCAUCCAUCCAAACUCAGUCGUGGUGUCGCCUCACAACACAGUGCAGGAGGCCUACAACAUGCUGAGCGUUUCUCCAGCUCAGACCAUAUUUGUGGCUGAGAGAGGAAAGCUGGUGGGACAGAUCACAUGGUCAGAGAUGAAACUAAUUUUGGAAGGUUUGGCCAAAGAAAUCUAAGCAGCGUCAACAUGGGAUCAUCACUUCCUGUCAUAAAAUGGUCUCCUGAUAAAACCUCUCAGGGCUUAAAAGCUGUGGUGACUCACCAACCUUGUGAGCUGGUGGACGGCUGCUCCACGUUGUCGCUCAUGGACCACAUGCUCAUCGCCGCCUCGGCCAGGGCGAACUGUUCCGCCACGCCUGGGAAACAAAAACAUAAACAUGUUUUCUAUCGGUUUUCUCAUGAGUCACCCCCAUCGUCGUUUCUCAAAAGGUCUAAGAGACGUCACAAAUUAGAGAAAAUUCAAUAAGCGCAGUAGAUUUAAGCCACUGUCCUUGGGAGCCGUUAGGGUUAUUGAUCUUUGUGGCCUGGGGUAAUCAAACAGAGACAAUGCCAGAGAGGUCAGAGCCCCCAUUUCCCCCCAUCCCCCUGCCACCACCA
Gambusia affinis (western mosquitofish) is the source of this 2567-nucleotide messenger RNA. RefSeq names its product chloride channel K (gene clcnk). Gene Ontology annotation, cellular component: membrane. Gene Ontology annotation, molecular function: voltage-gated chloride channel activity. The coding region runs from base 80 to 2146 and encodes 688 amino acids. Gene Ontology annotation, biological process: transmembrane transport; chloride transport. The transcript is spliced from 21 exons. The record is from RefSeq and is a predicted model, not a curated record. NCBI's taxonomy places the organism in Eukaryota, Metazoa, Chordata, Actinopteri, Cyprinodontiformes, Poeciliidae.